Molecule: messenger RNA, 442 nt
Organism: Rubroshorea leprosula
Lineage: Eukaryota; Viridiplantae; Streptophyta; Magnoliopsida; Malvales; Dipterocarpaceae
Source: the annotation of a GenBank genome assembly
CUGCAAUGCUCCAAUAGCUUCCUCAUGAUUGAUUACUUCGGCAUUUUUUUUUUUUUCUUAAUUUCUAGCGAUUCAAUCCCUUUUUCUUAAUUCAUGAAACCUGCUGGAAUUCCAUUUCUGCCUUACCUGAACGGAGAUGCCCCAUUUGCUCAGAGGAUGAAUUUUGCAGUUGCUGGUUCUACUGCCUUGUCCCCAGAAGCUUUGGGCAUGCGUUUCCAUCACCAAGAUUGUUCUGAGAAGCUCAAGAAAUCUCUUUUCAUGGUUGGGGAGAUUGGUGGGAAUGACCAUAUAACCAUGCCCUGCUUGUAAACAAAACCAUUGAAGAGGUUAAGGGCAUCUUGCCUCAAGUAGUCUUAUCCAUCAAAGAUGCUGUCACUGUAAGUUUAAAACAUUCUCUUUAUAUACAUUAUUGACUUGUUAAGAAUUAAUAUGAUCAAGUUCU